GACCUUGCUGUUUAUGCCUUUAUUAUUGCCUAUAAGGCUAAUAGAAAGCUAAAUAAUAAUAUUACUGCCUUAAUAGGGGUAAAUAAGCAUACUAUUAAUAUAAUAUAUAUAAGGGCUCUUAAGAGAGGCUUUAAUCCUAAUUCAAGGCCUAUAAAGAUAGAGGAUAAGCAUAUAAAGAAUAAGCUACAUUCUAGCAGGCCUUUAAAAUAA
Bipolaris oryzae ATCC 44560 is the source of this 210-nucleotide messenger RNA. RefSeq lists its product as uncharacterized. The transcript has a single exon. The record is from RefSeq and is a predicted model, not a curated record. Lineage: Eukaryota; Fungi; Ascomycota; Dothideomycetes; Pleosporales; Pleosporaceae. The annotation marks the transcript as partial.